Coffea eugenioides is the source of this 2784-nucleotide messenger RNA. Its product is annotated as U-box domain-containing protein 14. Lineage: Eukaryota; Viridiplantae; Streptophyta; Magnoliopsida; Gentianales; Rubiaceae. Gene Ontology annotation, molecular function: protein binding; ubiquitin-protein transferase activity. The transcript is spliced from 4 exons. Gene Ontology annotation, biological process: cell surface receptor signaling pathway; protein ubiquitination. Bases 271 to 2151 code for a protein of 626 amino acids. The record is from RefSeq and is a predicted model, not a curated record. Gene Ontology annotation, cellular component: cytoplasm; nucleus.
AGUUUGCUUCGCUCUUCAUCACACCUAAAACUCCAUCCCAUAAUUCAUCUCCUCCUCUUCCCUUUCUCUCCAUUAAUCCCUCAAAGUCAAUCGUUAAUCAUCUGAAAAUCCAUCAAUCUUGGAUUUUUUUCCCCUGAAUUUUCUUGAAUUUCCGGGUCAAACCAACCUGAAAGCUAGAACCUGCCUUCACCUACCAAUAUUCUUUCAUUUUUUAUCAUCUGGGCACUGCCCAAAUUCUCAAGAGGACCUCAAAUUUAGCUCCGGAGCCCUAUGAGUCCCAGGGGAAAUUCACAAGAGGCGUUACUGAGCCAGCUCAGUGAGACAAUACGGACAGUUUCUACUCUUCCCGAGUGCAGAGCGGUAGUCAAGAAGAUCUAUUGUAAUUUGGUUAGGAGAAUCAAGUUAUUAAGCCCUCUGUUUGAGGAAUUGAAGGACGGUGAAGAGGAGCUCCAGGACGAUGUCGUAAGAGGGCUUGAGCUGUUGAGAAUUGCUCUUAACUCGGCUCUGGAGCUUCUUAAAUCAGUCCAUGAAGGCAGUAAGAUCUUACAGGCUCUGCAGUUGGAACAAAUUACAGUCAAGUUUCAUCAGAUAACAGAACUGAUUGAAGAAGCACUAUGUCACGUUCCUUACACGACGCUUGAUAUAACAGAGGAAGUUCAAGAACAGAUUGAACUUGUGCAUACACAAUUCAGAAGAGCAAAAGGAAGAAUGGAGUCACCUGAUUUACAACUUGAAAUGGAUUUGACUAUAGCGCAGAGGGAAAGAAACCCUGAUCCUGCAAUUUUAAAGAGGCUAUCAGAGAAGCUACAUCUUAGAACUAUAAAUGAUCUAAAGAGAGAAUCACUUGCUAUCCAUGAUAUGGUUAUUACACAUGGCGGGCUUCCUGAUGAGCGCUUUGAAACAAUGUCACUACUCCUAAGAAAGCUAAAGGAUUGUGUAUUGAUGGAGAACCCCGACUUUGAUGCCCCUGAAGGUGACAAGAGCUUUGUGAAGCUCAGGUCCCCGGUUAUCCCAGAUGAUUUUCGUUGUCCAAUAUCGCUUGAGCUUAUGAAAGAUCCUGUUAUUGUAUCAACUGGACAGACAUAUGAAAGAUCCUGCAUACAAAAAUGGCUUGAUGCAGGACACAAAACAUGCCCCAAGACUCAGCAGACUUUAUUGCAUACAGCCUUAACGCCUAAUUAUGUUUUAAAGAGUCUAAUUGCUUUCUGGUGUGAGAGCAAUGGUGUUGAGCUGCCUAAAAAGCAAGGAAGUUGUAGAAAUAAAAGAUCAGGAGUUGGUGGUUCAGAGUGUGACCGAGCCGCUAUUGAUGCUUUGUUACAGAAACUUGCAAAUGGUAAUCCUGAAGAACAACGAGCAGCUGCUGGUGAACUUCGCUUGCUGGCAAAAAGAAAUGCAGAUAAUAGAGUCUGUAUUGCUGAGGCUGGAGCAAUACCGCUACUCGCUGAACUACUAGGCUCGCCAGAUUCUCGGACUCAGGAACAUGCCGUUACAGCACUUCUCAACCUGUCGAUAAAUGAGGCCAACAAGGGAACUAUUGUAAAUGCUGGUGCCAUACCUGAUAUUGUGGAUGUGCUGAAAGUUGGAAGCAUGGAAGCAAGAGAAAAUGCAGCAGCUACCCUUUUCAGUUUGUCGGUUGUUGAUGAGAACAAGGUUGCAAUAGGAGCAGCUGGGGCCAUCCCAGCACUUAUUGACUUACUCUGCCAAGGGACCCCAAGAGGAAAGAAGGACGCAGCCACUGCCAUAUUUAAUCUUUCAAUCUAUCAAGGAAACAAAGUGAGGGCAGUUAGAUCAGGGAUUGUGCCACCAUUAAUAGGAUUGCUGAAGGAUCCUGGCGGUGGAAUGGUAGAUGAAGCUCUUGCAAUAUUGGCCAUACUUGCUAGCCAUCCAGAGGGGAAAGUGGCAAUUGGUCAAGCUGACCCAAUCCCGGUAUUGGUAGAGGUCAUUCGGACCAGCUCUCCACGCAACCGGGAGAAUGCUGCCGCUAUUCUGUGGUCAUUGUGCACAGGCGAUGGGCAAUACCUGAAAUUAGCUAAAGACCUUGGGGCAGAAGAGGUUUUGAGGGAAUUGUCAGAGAGUGGCACUGAUAGGGCUAAAAGAAAAGCAAGCAGUGUAUUGGAACUUCUCCAGCGAGUUGAACCAGUUAGUUCGUGACAUUCAGUUGAAGGUUCAGAUAUUUUUUUUCUUUCCAAGAUAGACGAGUUUAAUGUGCCACUUCACUUAAGCUAGUCACUGCCCACGUAGAAGUUCCAUUGGAAGAUGUAGAUGUAUGAAAUCACAUCCUGUAUAAAGCGAUAGAAUCCCGCCACUCCGUGGGGUUCCCUUGCCUCUAUCACUUCUUGGUUAUGUUAAAGCCAGUCCUGGAAUUGAAAGGUAUGCUGAGAAAGAGGCAUGAAGGGAGUUAAAUGAUUGAUGUGUAAAAUUGUAUCUUGACCAUGAGGAAGGUGGUGGAUUCCGAGUUAAUUGUGAGGACAUCUAUUGCUGAUCCUGGAGCCAUGGAAUUAACAUUGGUCAAAACAGGAUGCUUUGAAAUGCCAAGGGAACACUAAGCGUGGUUGUUUGGCUGUUAAUUUAUAUUCCAGGUGGAAAUUUCAGUCCUCAAGAUGUGCAUAAUAGCUGUUUCAGUGUAUUAAAACUUUUUGCACACAGAAACAGGUCAUUUUGUAACUCUCUCUUUCAGAGACACUCUUGAACAUAGCUGCCACUGCUCCGAGGACAGACCUCCAUUUGUAGAAAUUUUUGUUAAGAUCACGUUAUUGUUAAAGGCUUUCUGUUUUACUAUUUCCA